UGGUUACUGCUGGUGCACUCAACAAGCCUUAGUGAAGACCGCUGCUGCCAUAUUUGAAGAGUGCGCUCCUACUCUCCGCAGAUCGAUUUUGUCUAUUAUUUUGGUAAUUGCACAGUGGGAUCAGUAUACUUGUGAAAUAUGUGAUUGCGGACAUUUGUACCACAUGUUAAUAAUAUAAUAAAUACACAGGAAAGGCUAGAUAUACGUCAGCGAGUGAUUAAACGUGUGCAUUCAAAUAAGAAAUGGUGGACGGACUGGCGAUUGUUCAUGUUUGUGGCAAGGAGUGCCUCUUUUAUGCUAUUUAACGUUAAGUUACAGUGUCGAAGGGUAUUUAUUUACCACCCAGAGUGUGUAUAUCAAAGUGUGGCACACGAAAUGCCCCGAACGGAGGAGAAAUAAGAGUGUUAUUAGUGUUUUGGGGCGAGUGUUUUGACCCUUGAGGGCGGGUCCAUUUUGCCGCGCGGGGGAGGACACACUCUCGCCCAGACGGCCAAAACGUAAACAAACUUAGUGUGAGAUCAAUAUAUUCCCUACAAAUAUUAGGCACAUGCUGCUUCACUUCAAUGAAACCCAUCAAGAAAUCAUCCUUUAAGGGACCAUUUGACACUAUAUCGUCAAAACCCGAUUGAUUUAGGUCUCUAGAAAGUGUCGAAAAAGGAAGUGGUGGAGGUUCUCCUCCUGUGUCAGUGGAAGAAGGCAGGAAGGAAGGAAGGAGGAAGGCCGUAUAGGAGGAGCAGGAAUCCGUUGCAACGGCGUAGGACUCUCUUAAUCCUCAUCUCACGAUGAUGCUAAGACUAAGUUGAUGAGUUGGUGUGAUAUUUUAACGCUUAGGUAAACGACAAAGGCUCCUGGAAUGGUCUCGUCGUCGUCGUCGUCGUGGUGUGAGUGUUUGAACAGCCACCAAAUAUGCAGGAGGAUGAAUCAGCUGAUGGUGCACAUUCACUGAUCAUAAUUGCAAGGGGACCAAGGAAGAAGAGAGGUGUAGUUUUGUUAGCCCAUCCAUGGAUUGUGUGAUGAGUCUUGGAAAUGUUUUAAGUUGUUGAGUACGACCAUGGUGACCCUCUAGGAUAUAUAGCCAAGCACUCGUGAAUCUCAAACAUAUCACUGGAAUAACGCGAGACACUGAAGGUAUCUUUAGGAAACUUACAGUUAGAAAUUUUUAAGUGGAUAAAAUCUAGGUCCGUAUGAUACUAUAAGAAAAUAGGAAAGGCUGUGAUUGAGUAACUGUGAUCCCUAGAAGACAAAUUGUAUUUAAGGUAUAGCCUAGGUUAGGCUAAUCAGGUUUGGUUUGAUGGACUUUGGAAAAGGGAUGACCAGUGGAAAUAAGAGAAAGAAGUGUUAGUGAUUGAUGUGGUGUUGGUGGUGAUUGGGAGGUGGACGUUCCAGGAACAUCCUGGACAGUGAAAGGCAGCAGCCGAGAGAGCCUGGCAGGUGCGGGGAUAGCCAGUUUAGGGGAGUGCGAGAACUCAGGUGGGGCCGGGCCGGGCCAUGCAGGCGGGGGUGCCAUGGUGCUGGUGAGUGGGGGAGGGGGGGACGGCUCGGGCGCCGCAGCAGCCAGUGGGCGAGUGGGAGGGGCGGCCGCGGCAGCCCAAGCCAUGGACAAGUCCUGGGGGGUGACCGUGGCCCCCCCUAAUCAGCACAAGCGGCAUGACCCCUGGCACAAACAUGAGCUGGCAGAUAAAGAAAGAGCCAAGCAAAUGCGGGAUAUGGGAGGAGGGUAUGGUGGACGUGCUAACCUGCUGUAUGGAAAGCUGUGUUCAGAGGACCAGUUACAACAAUUGGGGGUGUCGCUGGAGCAUCGUCCACCUGAGGAGCAGAUAUCAUCCUCCCAUCCUACUUCUCACCAACCUCCCCCACAUGGUUCGGUAGGUGGGAGCCAGGCUGCAGUUGGCGGUGGAGGUGCCUACAAGUCAGUCCCACUACAGGCAAUACACCGUUCUCCUGCAGAGAGAAGGUAUAGAGACCCAGCACAGGGCCCCUUACGGAAACUUUCGGUCGAUCUCAUCAAAACGUAUAAGCACAUUAAUGAAGUUUACUAUGCGAAAAAGAAGAAGAGAGCCCAGCAAACUCAGGGCCAGUCUCCAAGUAUGCACAAAAAAGAGCGGAAGGUCUACAACGAUGGUUAUGAUGAUGAUAACCAUGAUUACAUCAUAAAGUCUGGAGAAAAGUUUGAAGAUAGAUACGAGAUUGACUCCUUAAUCGGGAAAGGCUCCUUUGGUCAGGUUGUAAAAGCCUAUGACCAUGAAGAACAGACUUGGACGGCAAUCAAGAUAAUCAAGAACAAAAAGCCGUUCUUAAAUCAGGCCCAAAUUGAAGUAAAAUUAUUGGAGAUGAUGAAUCGGGCGGAUUCAGACAACAAGUAUUAUAUAGGUAAAGACAAGAUAGUACGGUUGAAACGACACUUCAUGUGGCGGAAUCACCUGUGCCUAGUGUUUGAGCUAUUGUCGUACAAUUUGUAUGACCUUUUGCGCAACACUAAUUUUCGUGGCGUGUCCCUCAACCUCACGCGCAAAUUUGCACAGCAGCUGUGUACUGCGCUCCUCUUCUUAUCCACGCCAGAGCUCCAAAUCAUCCAUUGUGAUUUGAAGCCAGAAAAUAUCCUAUUAUGCAAUCCUAAAAGGAGUGCUAUUAAAAUAGUGGAUUUUGGGAGUUCCUGUCAGAUGGGACAGAGGAUAUACCAGUACAUUCAGUCAAGGUUCUAUCGAUCACCUGAAGUAUUGCUAGGUAUCCCAUAUAACAUGGCCAUUGACAUGUGGAGUCUUGGUUGCAUACUGGUUGAGAUGCAUACAGGAGAACCUUUAUUCUCUGGGGCUAAUGAGGUUGACCAAAUGAACAAAAUUGUAGAGGUAUUAGGAAUGCCUCCUAAGCAUAUCCUUGAUAUGGCUACUAAAGCACGUCGCUAUUUCGACAAAUUGCCGGACGGAACUUAUAUCCUCAAAAAGCCUAAAGAUGGCAAGAAGUAUAAGCCACCAAUGAGUCGCAAAUUGAGGGAUAUAAUUGGAGUAGAAAGUGGUGGGCCUGGAGGUCGCCGCCUCAAUGAACAAGGUCACUCUGUUUCAGAUUACCUGAAAUUUGAGGAUUUAAUUAAGAAAAUGCUCGACUAUGAUCCAAAAACGCGGAUAACUCCAUACUAUGGCUUGCAGCACAAUUUCUUCAAGCGAACGAGUGACGAAUCCACCAACACAAGCAACUCCACCAGUCCAGCAAUUGAGCACACAGUGGCCUCUCCCAUCAACCAUUCAACCUCACAACCUGUUGUGGUGUGUGGUCGUGCACGGUCAGACCCGUCUCACCAGCACACUCACACGGGCCACUCUCACGGGGCUAUGGACUGUGAGGUAUUUAGUCAUCAUGCAGCUCAUCCUCCACACCCUGCCCACCAUCCUCGCCAUGUGCACCCAUAUCAUGCCCACCGUUGCCGACCGCUUGACCCUCGCCCGUUGGAUGCAACGGGGCGACCUCAGCCACAAGCCACUACUGGGAGUAGCUGUGUGGCUGCAGCUGGAGGAACUUUGCCCCCUACAGCAGUAUAUGCUGCCCAUCCAUAUUUACCCAUGGCAUUGGACUGCACCCAGACUGGAUCUGUCAACAUUCCACUGGCACCUAGCAGUAGCAGCAGUGCAAGUGGACCACCACCAACAGCGUAUCAAUAUCCUAGUGUGCCCUCAUUCCCACCUUCCACCUCAAGUACCACUGGUGGAGGAGCAAGUGGAGGCCAAGGAAGCAUGGUUGGUUACACUUAUACAAGCGGUUCAUUAGUGCCGGUUGUGUCAGGGGGCCCCAGUGUACUGUAUGAAGGGACGCGCCCGCCCGGAGGACAUCUUGAACAGCCACAGCCGCUGCCUAUGCCACAGCCUGGAGGAACUUCGUCAUCAUCAUCAUCAGCAGUAACCAGUGGAGGUGCAGUAGUGCGUGUAGGACAGAGACAGAGCAGCAGUAGUGGCCGUACUGAAGGAGGAGGUAGUGGGGGAGCAAGUGCAGGGGGAGAAGAUAGUCCUAUGGUGGUGCAGCAUAGCCCUUUGGCCAGUCAUUAAUGGCUGGGCUCACCUAGCAACCUGCUCAACAGUGAUCUUUGGAUAAUAGCAGCUAGGCUGAAGACAGUGAAACUGAUUACAGCCUGGCCAUAGAUAGAGCUAGGCCAGCGGCCACAAUAUGGUGCUGGAUCGUGUUGUGUGCCUCGUGUCAUGUGAGCCUGUGAGAUAACACUCAAGAGUGGAGGCUGGCGGGACCCCACCCACAUACCAAAUUGACUGCUCGGCUCCCCUCUCCUUAUUGGCGUGCUUUUAUCGUUAUUUAUUACUUGCUAGUGAGGAGUGUCCUGUGGGUAGGUAACCUUGCAUGCUAUGUGCUAGGCUAUCUGGGUGUCGAGCAGACUUUGUUGGCUAAUCCAGUCUCAGGAACUCCCUCCCCCCCACCGCCACCACCACGUCUUUGAAACCCCCCACAUCUUUGAAACCCCCCAGCCAUGUAACAACAGUCCUCAACUACCACAUCCAGCAGAAUAUCAAUAAAUCCAACACAAUGCCUGCCUUUGAAGCAAUUUUGUGCAGCAGACACACCUCCCUCAUUUACUCCCAUCUGAUGCAUCAACCAACUUUUGAUUUAUGAAUCCAAUACUCAGGAGGCGCAUACGUUACGAGUUGAUUUAAUACCAUUCCCCAAAAUCUUGCUGGUGGACUAAAAAAUUUCUUAACAAAUUUCAGAGACUGAUCGAGUCCACAAUAAUCUGCCCACUAUUUGACAUAUAUAGGCCUAGUUGGUUCGUGAAGAAGGCCAUAGCAACCAUUCAAAAAGUUUCCUGUAUGGAGUGAUGAGUAACCUUUAUCCCUCCCUUUUAUCCCUCCCCUCACAUUUCAUCGCCCUUAUUACCAUACAUUGUAUGCCCUAAGUUAAUUCAUCCGAGAGUGGUCAUUCCCCCUCCCCCCAGUGUUUACAAUUCACUGAACGCAGUUCCUCCCAUUGUUGGUGCAUCAUUUGAGCAGCAAAUAAACCUCCCCCAACACCCAGCUUCUGGCCAGCUGGACAGUGCUCAGUCUGAUAGCAGCUUAUAUAGUAAAUACUGUAUAGAAUUUCUAUACAGUACUUAAAGCAAGCAAAAAACUUCAAACAAGAAAUGUCAUGGAGCAGUUUGCUUACAUACUGACUUCUGGUAAAUCUGGAAUUUUCUGACCUAAUUCCUUAUCAACAUCAUGCCAAAGACCUAACGAUACCUUCAUUCCUAUAGUAUUUCCUCAGCAAGUUGUGUAACAGUUUGUAAUUUGGGGGACCUCCAUUGGCAUAUCAUAUAUUACUGAAUGAAUCAUUUCAGUUUUUCUUUUAAUUUUCUAAUUUGAGAGAGUUGCUCACUUUUAAAUGUUGCUUUUUUCUUUUAGGUAUCUUAAGGAUUUUUUUCUUUUUAAUAUUUUGUCACUUUAUGUACCUUAUUGGUUUUUUUAACCAAUUGCUUGUUUUUAAUUGUCAAUCAAAAUUUUAGUGUGAUCGAUGUGAGAGAGCUGCUAAUUUCAUUGCGAAAAUUGAUGCUUGACAGAACAUGAUGGGGUUGUUCCUUGAAAAAAGUAAGGUAUUUGAAAUUAAGUUGUCUUUUUUCCGUAGCAUAAUUAGUUGGUAUAUGAACAUAUCACAAAGAAUUGUGAAUACAGAAGAGAACCAUUUGUCAAUUUUACAGGAUUAACUUUAGAUUUUUAAAUACUAUUAAAUUGUUAAAAGUUUUAGGUAGAUAAUUGGAUUUAGUUAACUGUAGGUUUUACAUUAUCAAAUAUGUUUGGUGAUAUUUCAGAAUUAAGGUAAAACAUUGUUGAAUGAAAUUACUGUUUAACCUAGUUUAUACAGAUUAACUUUAUCUUUGUGUAAAUGUUCUUUUUAUUAGUUAAUUGUUUUGAAAGUACUGCUAUGUACUAUACAGUUAUUUGAUGCCAUUCGUUAUGAAGUUGAAUAGCAUUUGUGUUUAAGUUCAGUGAAAUUUAAGUCAAUUUGGUCAAUAAAUUGUCAUAUUAGAUAUCUAUUAAAUUACAUAUGACAACUUCAGAUUUUAUUCCUCAGAUGACUAUGAUUGCCCAUGUUCAGUUUUGUUCCAUCAUACGGUUGGUUGGCUUACAUAAAGCUACAGUUCAGUGCUUUGUGCUCUCAUAUGAUGUUUUUGUGUGCUGUAAAAUUUUUCCAUUACCCCUUUCAUGUUCUCUUGUGGAGUUACAUCUGAGUGUUCAGAGUUCUACCAACAUUAAAUAGUCUUUGAUUUUAUUAGUUUACUUGUAUUAUUAAGUAACUGCUGGUCUAGAAUUCAAAAUUUAUGACAUCAUGUUCCUGCAGUUAAUAAAAUAGAUUAUGAUACGUAUGUGAAUUACAGCACUACAGAUACUAGUAUAGAAAUCAAAUGCUUUAUUUUUUGUUUAUACAAAUGAAUUUUAAUGAGUUUUUUUAUGAUGAAAGGGCACAUUUCACACGUAAAGUUUUUAGAAAGCACAGUUGAUUUACUGUAACAAUAACCAACUUUAUGUUUGUUGCAGAUCUAUACAUGGCCAGAUCCUGUAAAACCUAAAUAAUGGGGAGAAAUGUGGGAUUUACUUUUUUCCAUAAUCUCUUCUAGCAUUAAUUUUCCCAGUCCAUUGGAAAAAUAACUGGUUUUCCAUCAGUAGUGUUUCAGUAUAGGGCAUUUAUUCUAUUGAUUGGUCAUAUGUACAUCAGGGUAUGUAUAUUUCAUCUCCCAGGGGAUUCAUUCAUGGAGGUUUAUAAUGAAUUCUAGGACAAGUUUUACUCAAUGCUGUCAAGACUUUCUUACUGGCAUAUGCAGUAAGCCUCAUAUUGUAUAUUAUGUGAAAAUGGUAGUCAGUUGAAUAAUGCCCUUGUUCUUUCUUUUUUAUUAUUUUUAUUAUUUUAUAAUGUGUACAUUUGCUCACAGUGGCAUACCUUUUGUGAACGCAGAGCUCACUCACAGUCAGUGUGCGCGGUCCAUGAUGUGUACAUAGUCUAGCGGCUGUUGGGAGACAGGGUGGUAGGUCAAUGUCAGACAGUAGGCAAGGUCAACAGCUUUCUGAAUCUUCAAAAUACAUUUUGUUGAUCUUCCUUUAUGUAGGUUGAUUGCAAACUCUUUUUUGGAAAUUCACACAGCUGCAGAACUGCCUCAGACCAGUUAACGUUAAAUCAAUUGAAGUUUGGAGUGGUUGUAUCAGUGCAUGACAGAAACCAAACCUGAGACUGUCCUCUAUACCGUAUGACCUCAGUGCUCAGUGGCUUGGGGCUGCCUUUGAUGACAGGGCACCAUAGUGAUCCAUGAGUCCUACUGACCUUCAACAAAAAGUGCUGUGUUGUGUCACUCUUUGGUCCUCCUGUCUUGUGGCUCAUACUGUGGGAAGAGAGAAGAGUGAAAGGCAUCACACUACCUUGUGUGGUGUUAUUUUGCUAUUGACUCGGAUUUUAUGAGGAUAAACAAGUAUGACAGCUGUAUUAUUUAUUAUAAAGUUUUUUUGUCAUUCAUAAUUGGCAAGGAUUAUGAUUAAUAUUGUUAAAUUUUACUUGGCUUUUAGGUGGUUGUGUGAAAUAAUCAGUGUAAUGUUAAAAGUUUUUAAAAGUAAUUUUUCAUGAAUAGGCUUUAUUUAUGUGCUUCAUUGAAAACUAUAACUGUGAUUAUGAUUGAGGAACAGAUUGUAUCAACUCCUAGUAUCUUGGAGUAAAGUGAGAUUGAUAGAAAGGUUGCAGUGAUGAACCACCUCUUUUUUUAUGAAAAAAUUAUUCAUUUGUAGAGUAGAAGUUACAGAUCUAUAAGAAGUGAAUCCCAUAAUCUCAUAAAAGCUCCCAGAAAUUAUGGAAUAGUGCAAUGUUUGUAUGCUAGUGGAAGUUGGUUGAUCUUGAGGCAAUUCCAGCUCUCCUAGCAUGGCAAAACACUUGCUUGUAAUUUUGUUGCCUCAGUCUGUCCUUGUGUAAUCCCCAAACCAUCUGUUUACAUUAUCAUUUUGUACGAAAGGUAAUGUAGAGGUAAAUUUAUAAUAGUUUAAAUCUCAAGGUAGAAAUUCUCAUGCAUCUAAAUUGUUUUCCUUUUCACAAGAAUGCAAUGACGGAGAAGUUAAGCUUUUGUGGCACUGUCAUAUUUAGGUAACUAGGUGGUUUAUACUUCCUACUGGUUUUCCAUAACCUAUUGGUUAAUGUUUACCAGUUAUAUCCACAUGCCUUAGGUUCUCAACCAAGGACUCUGGCUGUAAUAUGCCAUUGCUGAUGGUGCACUGUUCCAACUAGAACACAGCACUGGCAGCCCCUUCCCUGAGAAAACCCCCCACUCAAUGGCCACACUUUCUAUCUUCUUCAUCAUCAGCAGCAGUAGCAACAAGAGUAGCAGUCAGGGAUUGUAAUUGAUUAUAUAUAUAUAUAUAUAUAUAUAUAUAUAUAUAUAUAUAUAUAUAUAUAUAUUAUAUAUAUAUAUAUAUAUAUAUAUAUAUAUAUAUAUAUAUAUAUAUAUAUAUAUAUAUAUAUUCAUAUCCAUAUCUAUAUCCAUAUAUCCAUACAUACUUACACACACAUAUACAUAUACACACACACACGCACACAAACAUCGAGUGAUCGUAAGGAAAUUUGAACAAUGGUGUGCAGGGUCUUUCAACUUUAUGCUAAAGUAUUUUUGAGCAAAAUGCCCAAGAGUAAAAGGAAAAGAUCUAGUGUUCCAGUGCCUGUUUCCUGGUGGUCAUAUACUUUGUUUAUAUUUUUUAUUACAUUUUUCCCAUAUAUAUGUGUGUGUGUGUAUGUACUUUGCUAAGCCUUAAAAAUUUAGUAAUUUCAUAUUUCAAUCAGUUUACAGAAUUGAGGUAUUAAAAUUUAAUAAACAUUUAUAUUUGAAAUUUGGAUGUUAAUAAAGUUGCAUUUUGUAUUCAUAGUUAAAAUUUCCUUAUGAAUGCACUGAUAUUUAGUUUGAUAUUUAUGUGAAAGUUGAAACUGUAUACUGUAACACGAUAAGGUAUUGUUUGUUGCAGUGACCUUAUACCCUAUUCCUUAGUAUCUAGUCAGGGAGGGAGACACAGGAAUGAAUAUAUUUAAAAGUGGCCAUUGGGUGAAAUGGGUGGGUAAGGGAACAUUUUCAUUGGCUCGUUGACCUGUGGUGCUCUAAAGAGUACGAGGUGCCACUGCCCUCGGGAAUAUUCUCCUCUUGUGUGCCGUGGCAGACCAUCAUGGAUCUGUGAUGUAUUAUAUUUUGAGUUGAGAAGCUUACUCUUUAUUCCUCUGUAAAGGAUUUUAGAUUAAAAGUUAGUCCAUGAUGGUCAGUAUGCCAUAUGUGCAGCAGGCAAGAUAAAUAGUCCAGUGCCAAAAUUCAAGGAAAACCUAUAGUUUUAUAAAAAGUUUUUCAAAUUCAGAAAGGAAUGGCACAAGACAGGGUUUUCCUUGUUCUAGAGGCUUGGAGUACCCUUGUGGGUGGCAGCAGAGCCAUGAUCUGGGCACUUACACAUUGUUGGCAAAAAUUGUUGUUGGGGUUCAGAGAUCUAGAAUGUUGAUAGAAAAUAUACAACAGGUGGCUCAAAAUUAAAUUCAUCAAAAAGAGUUUAUCUCUCUUUGUUAUUUGAGGAAUUUAAUUUUAAAAAUGUAUCCCUUUUAGAAAGUUUAUCUUGCAAGAAUUUUAUCAAAAGGAUUCCCCAACUCCAGUUGGCUUUCAAUUUUGUUUCCUAAUACAUGAAUAUUAAAUGAAAUCAUAAGUGCAAUGCUAAAGUAUCUUGUCAGCAUGCUGAGAUCUCGUUACCCCUGAUGUAUUUGUGAUUUCUCUGCGUGUGAUCCUGUUAAAGUGGUCAGUGUGACGAUGGAUAGUAAAGAAUGAAUAUUUCAAAAACAGGUCAAAAUGAUUUUUAGAUCUUAACCGACUUGUAUAAAUGAGACUCCUUGCUGUGCAUUUGCUCAUAGCUUGGGGAAAAUGUUUGUUUAUAAUCAUAAGUUGUAGUCUUCAUAAUUUAUACAUACAGAGAUAAAUAAUUGGAGUAGAACAUUAGCUGUAGGGUCAUAAACAAUUCAAUUGCCAAGAUAAUGAAGCAGCCAGAGCCUUAUAUUUCAGCCUCCUUUGUGACACACUUAACAAGAAACUGGUACCGUAAAAUUAUUAUCCAGUUGGUAGGUUAUGCAUUCUUUUUAUUGAAGCUUUUAAAAGUUAGUCAGCAGGGAUAGAAAACUGUGAUUAAUACUUUCACAAGUGAAAAUGUGAAUUUGAAGUUUAUGGUAAUACAUAAUAUGAGCAUAUAAACACAAAUACUUUCACACUCGCUGAUAUGUUGAUUUUAUUAGUUUUAUCAUAUUUUCUUUCACUUUUAAUAUGAAAUGUUGUUGAAGGAAGAAAAAAAAAGUAAAAAUUUUGGCUGAUAUAUAAGGGUACAGGCUCUAGCAACAGUCCCCUGACUGCCUGACCAAACCUCUCAUCACUUCUUCCUCGCAGAUUUAGGAAAAAGAUUGGUGCUCAAAAAUUAAUCUGGGAUUCAGGGAGUAGUCUGUUUCGGUUGUCUGUGGAGGAUUAAAAAGUGAGUUAAGGAUUGGGAGGGCAGUCGCUGCUUCCCCGUUGGCUUGACCGGGCCCUGAAAAGGUCCACGCUGCUGAUUCUUGGACCAACGAGGUCAACUUGCUACUGCAACCGACCAAACCUGUGGUCUGACGCCGCUGUACCCGUUGCUACCCGUCUCCUAGACACAAAUAGAACAAAAUGUCUGCAACUUUGUUAUUAAAAAAUAAAAUAAUACUAAUGAGAA
Messenger RNA from Macrobrachium nipponense, 10700 nucleotides. Its product is annotated as dual specificity tyrosine-phosphorylation-regulated kinase 1A-like. The transcript is spliced from 9 exons. Gene Ontology annotation, molecular function: ATP binding; transcription coactivator activity; protein serine/threonine/tyrosine kinase activity. The coding region runs from base 1506 to 4034 and encodes 842 amino acids. Gene Ontology annotation, cellular component: nucleus. The record is from RefSeq and is a predicted model, not a curated record. NCBI's taxonomy places the organism in Eukaryota, Metazoa, Arthropoda, Malacostraca, Decapoda, Palaemonidae. Gene Ontology annotation, biological process: peptidyl-threonine phosphorylation; positive regulation of DNA-templated transcription; peptidyl-serine phosphorylation.